Molecule: messenger RNA, 3849 nt
Organism: Exophiala aquamarina CBS 119918
Lineage: Eukaryota; Fungi; Ascomycota; Eurotiomycetes; Chaetothyriales; Herpotrichiellaceae
Product: 5-oxoprolinase (ATP-hydrolyzing)
Exons: 1
Coding region: 1-3849 (1282 amino acids)
Biological process (GO): glutathione metabolic process
Cellular component (GO): cytosol
Molecular function (GO): 5-oxoprolinase (ATP-hydrolyzing) activity
Source: RefSeq, a predicted model, not a curated record
AUGGCUGUCAACUCAAAGAUCAGUAUAUGCCUGGACAGAGGGGGAACAUUUACCGACGUCUUUGCCUCUGUUCCUGGCAAGCCAGACAUCAUCCUGAAGCUGCUUUCAGUGGAUCCAGCUAACUAUGACGAUGCACCGACAGAAGGUAUCCGGAGGGUGCUUGAACAAUUAACUGGCGAAAUCUUUCCGAGAGGAAAGCCACUCAAUCUGAAACACAUUGAUCGCUUGCGGAUGGGGACAACUGUUGCGACAAAUGCCCUUCUAGAGCGCAAGGGCGCCAGGUCUGCCCUACUGAUCACAAAAGGCUUCAAAGAUUUGCUAUCCAUAGGCGAUCAGUCUAGACCAAGGAUCUUCGAUCUCUCGGCCAGCAAGCCUGGAGUCCUGUAUGAAAAAGUGAUCGAGGUGAAUGAGAGGAUAAUUCCUUGCCCGAAGGAGGAGGCAGCACAUAGAUAUCCUCAAUGUCGACUAGUCGAAGCCACAACUGGCGACCAUUUCCGCAUCCUACAAGAACUUAAUCUAGCAGAAGUUUCCAAAGACUUGGAGACUCUUUGGCAGGAGGGCUACAGAUCUCUUGCCGUGGUCCUUCUCCAUUCAUAUGCAUAUCCUGAGCAUGAGUUCGAGAUAGGAAAACUUGCUCUUGAAAUGGGGUUCUCGGUGGCCUUAUCAUCAAAGCUACAACCUAUGAUUAAAACGGUCCCACGAGGCAUGUCUGCUGUGGUUGAUGCUUGUUUAACCCCGGUUAUAAAAAGCUAUAUUGAUUCAAUAGACGCUAACUUCGAAGGCGGACUCGACUGCGAUGGAGCCCGCUUCGAGUUCAUGCAAUCAGAUGGCGGCUUAGUAGACUAUCGGACUUUCGGAGGUCUGAAAGCCUUGCUUUCAGGCCCAGCCGCCGGAGUUGUUGGAUUUGCAAACACCAGCUGGGAUGAAGACGAGAAAAUUCCAGUCAUCGGUUUCGACAUGGGAGGCACUAGCACUGAUGUCUGUCGUUUUGGGGGUCAAUUUGAGCAUGUUUUUGGAGCAAAUAUUGCAGGAGUCUCGAUACAAUCUCCGCAACUUGACAUCAACACAGUUGCCGCUGGCGGCGGGUCUAUUCUUUCAUGGCGUAAUGGUCUCUUCCUGGUCGGACCUGAAUCCGCAAGCGCCCACCCAGGUCCAGCUUGCUAUCGGAAAGGUGGCCCUCUUACUGUGACUGAUGCUAAUCUUUUCCUUGGCCGUUUGUUACCUGAGUUCUUUCCAAGGAUAUUCGGCCCUAAUGAAGACCAGCCUUUGGAUCAAGAUAUUACAGCACGCAAAUUUCAGGAGCUGACAGAGGUCAUCAACCAGGAACAAUCUCACAAGCAUGAAAAACAAUUUACUCCAGAAGAAGUUGCUAUGGGCUUUUUGAGGGUCGCAGAUGAGUCUAUGGCGCGUCCUGUACGAAAUCUUACCGAGGCACGGGGUUAUGAGACCUCAUCGCAUCAACUUGCAUCAUUUGGUGGAGCAGGAGGCCAGCACGCUUGCUCAGUCGCAGCUGUACUUGGGAUUUCGAGGAUCAUUAUUCACAAAUAUUCAUCAGUUCUAUCCGCGUAUGGUCUAGCGCUCUCCGAUGUCGUCAAAGAGGCCCAAGAGCCAGUGUCGAUGGAAUAUCUCAAUUCCCAAUCGCGCAUACGCAAGAGGUUUGAGAGCCUUAUUGCGCGGUCCACCACAGAUCUCAUGAAUCAGAGGUUCCAGCUGGACCAGAUUCAGCAUCAGCUGUAUCUCAACAUGCGCUACGUCGGCUCAGACAGCAAUCUGAUGAUCAUGAAACCUGACAAUUGGGAUUUUGCAGCAGAGUUCAAAGAAAGGCAUCGCAGAGAAUUUGGAUUCACAUUCGAUAAGCCGUUGCUUGUCGAUGAUCUUCGCAUACGAUCCAUCGCCCACUCAAGCGCACGUGCUGAGAUCAGUCCCUCAAAGCAAUUGAAGGCGGCGGAGAUGAAGAGCAUUGUUCUCCCGCCUCGGGAGAAAAGACAGGUGUACUUCGAAGAUAGUGGUCGUAUUGAAACGCCUGUUUAUCUGCUGAACAACCUUGAGAAGAACACUCGCAUCCAGGGUCCAGCUCUCAUCGUUGACAAUACUCAAACCCUGAUUGUGGCCCCAGAUGCCGAGGCAAAUGUGCUUCAGACAUGUAUUCUCAUCGACCUCAAAGGGAAGAAUAUGGUCACGAAAACCGAUCAAGCCAAGUCUCAGACAGAUCCCAUGGAGUCGAUUCCAAUCAAUCCCGUCAGAUUGACAAUCUUUGGGCAUCGAUUCAUGUCAAUUGCAGAACAAAUGGGCAGAACGCUGCAAAAGACCUCUGUCUCUACCAACAUAAAGGAGAGGUUAGACUUCUCCUGCGCGCUGUUCUCUCCAGACGGCGGGCUGGUCGCCAAUGCACCCCAUGUUCCUGUGCAUCUUGGCUCCAUGCAAUUUGCUGUUCGGCAUCAACACAACCGCUGGCGUGGUCAGUUAGUUGAUGGCGACGUCCUCGUCUCUAACCAUCCUAGCUGUGGAGGUACACAUCUACCAGACAUAACAGUGAUCACUCCAGUCUUCGACCACCCAGGAGGGAAAGAGAUCGUAUUCUACGUUGCAUCCCGUGGGCACCAUGCUGAUAUCGGUGGCCUUCUUCCGGGGUCCAUGCCACCAAAGUCAACUGAGUUGUGGCAAGAGGGCGCUGCCAUAGAAGCAGAAAAAAUUGUCAGUGGGGGAGUCUUCAACGAAUCUCGGAUGACGGAGCUUCUCCUCGAGAUCCCGGCCACGUUUGAUGGCUGUUCCGGAACAAGGUGCCUAGCAGAUAAUCUUUCCGACCUAAAGGCUCAGAUUGCAGCCAACACUCGCGGAAUCCAGCUCAUUCAGAAUUUGAUUGCUGAGUAUGGACUACCAGAGGUUCAAGCAUACAUGUAUGCAAUACAAUCUACGGCAGAGACCGCGGUGCGCAAUCUUCUCCGCGAACUCUACACCCGUCACGGAGGCCAGCCUCUCGAGGCCGUCGACUUUAUGGACGACGGUACACCAAUCGCUUUGAAAGUCCAGAUUGAUUCUGAAAGUGGCUCAGCGACCUUCGACUUCGAAGGCACUGGCCCUGAGGUGCUAGACAAUACCAAUGCCCCCAUCGCAAUCGUCAAUUCAGCCAUCAUCUACUGCUUACGGUGCAUGAUCAAUUCCGAUAUACCCCUGAACCAAGGCUGCCUCUCCCCGAUCGACAUCAAAGUCCCGCCAGGCUCGAUUCUCUCUCCUUCACGCACGGCAGCCGUCGUCGGAGGGAACGUGCUGACCUCUCAAAGACUGACUGACGUCAUUCUGAAAGCCUUUCGGGCAGCUGCGGCAUCACAAGGCGACACCAACAAUCUCACCUUCGGGAGAGGAGGGAAAUCCGAAGAAGACGGCGCGCACGUCGAUGGGUUUGGGUACUAUGAAACCAUCGCUGGCGGCGGCGGAGCAGGACCAACGUGGAACGGCCAAAGCGGCGUCCACACUCACAUGACGAACACCAAAAUCACAGACCCGGAAAUCCUGGAGAAGCGAUAUCCCUGCAUACUGCGGCAGUUCUCUCUGCGCGAGGGCUCUGGUGGCCAGGGUUUUCGCGCUGGUGGCGACGGCGUCGUCAGAGAUAUCGAGUUCCUGGAGCCCGUGCAGUGCUCGAUCUUGAGCGAGAGGAGGGUUCACAGGCCCUAUGGGAUGGAGGGAGGAGGGAAAGCGAAAUCCGGACUGAAUCUCUGGAUUACCAAGGACGAAGCGACUGGUGCGACACGGACGGUGAACCUCGGUGGCAAGAAUACUGUCAAGGUCAAAGCUAACGAUCGUGUGGUUAUUAUGACACCUGGCGGUGGUGCAUGGGGAAAGAAGGACUGA